Molecule: messenger RNA, 2576 nt
Organism: Oryzias latipes (Japanese medaka)
Lineage: Eukaryota; Metazoa; Chordata; Actinopteri; Beloniformes; Adrianichthyidae
Gene: nrsn1l
Product: neurensin 1-like
Biological process (GO): nervous system development
Cellular component (GO): transport vesicle; neuronal cell body; neuron projection
Source: RefSeq, a predicted model, not a curated record
GCAACUCCUCACAAUCCCUAUAUCUGUGGGUUAUGACACAUGAAUGAAAUUAAUAUUUAGUCCUAACAGUUUGGCAUUCCCUAUCUUCAAAUUAUUGUCUAACCUCAUCAGUUCACCCAAAGCCUUUGAUCAUAAUAUUUCAGAUCCUUUUGAUUAAGACAGAGUCCAAUCCAAAGCUGAAGCAGCCUUCCACCGCAGACCUUCAGCCUCACUUCAACCUAAAAUGAAUUAAACUGAUAGAAUUGAAGUCUUCACGUCUCUCCCUCUCGCCUUAUCUCUCCAUCGCGCAUGCUCGUAUCUGAACCGGGAUUUCCAGAAGCAGGAGGUCCGCCCGUCAGCGAGUCAUGGAUUCCCAGUGAGAAGAGCGGCGCUGCGGCUGACAGGCAGGUGGAACUCGAGCGUGAUGGCGCUGUGCUCUGAGGCCGGUGUCCCCGCUGCAGGACCAGAAUCUUCUGGUAGUGAGGGCUCCAGCUGUCUGCAGUUUGGCGUUCGUUCUUAUCUGCAUCACUUCUAUGAGGAAUGCUCCUCCUCCAUGUGGGACAGAGACAAGGCUGAGCCGGGGCAGAGCCAGAGGUCAGGCCCCUGGUGGAACUCGGUUGUCUGGAAGGUCUCCCUGGCUCUGGGUCUUCUGAUUCUGACCGCUGGUGUUGUCUCUCUAGGAGUUAGUUACUCCACCACCCACAAAAUUGAGUCAUUCGGAGAAGGUGAUCUGUUCUUCGUAGACACCCAGGCCAUCAGUUUCAACAUGGGGCUUCACCUCAGCACUGUGACUGGGAUUGGCCUGUUGUGCCUCGGCUCUGCCCUGGCAGUAGCUGCAGUCAUCGUGUGGGUUGUCCCCAGAGCCAACUUGAAAGAGAGGCUGCUCCAUGGAUCGAGUGAGGGGGACCGGAGACGAGAGCCUGGGUCAACGAGGAUGGCCGGCAGGGAUGUGGUCACUAAGCCACCAGACGCACAGGAGGGAAACGUACCCUUCACCCUGUCAAAAGUGAAAAUGGUGCAGCCUCCUUCCUAAAACAUAAUCUUGCUGAUGGUACAAGUUUAGAUCCGAUCCUGCAGCUUUGUUUGUCUUCUUUUUCAUUCUUCGUCCUGCCAGGUGGAAAUGCAAGCAAAUACCAGUUAGAUGCCAUAAAAGCAUCACCUUAUUUAAUAAGAUCAUUAAAUAUUUUAUUGAAUAUAAACUUCUAUUAGCAGAAGACCACCCAAAGGUUUCUCAGACAUCUGGUAACACUUCAGAGAAGAACAAUUACCGGUAAUUCUGUGUGUGUGUGCAUGCAUGCGCAGCUUCAGGCUAGAUUUAGGCAGGCUGUCAUCUGCUAAUAGUUAGAAUGAGUGAAAGCCAAUACAAUGUCCUUUUAAGAAGAGAUAUGUAGGAUUUUCCAUCCAUCCAACCAUUUAUCCAUCUGUUUUCUAAAACCACUUAUUGCCUUUUGAGAUCACAGGGUUGCUGGAGCCUAUCCCAAUUAAUUUUCCUCAAAGGCAGGGAACAGUUUGGCUCAAUGCUAAGGUCUUUAAAAAGAAGAGGAAAAGCUGCCCUCUGUGUAGUACGACAAAUAAGCUAAAUCUUCACAGUCAUUCCGCUGUUUGAGAAAUAAACUGCAUCCACUGCUGUUUGGCAUAAAUAUGCUUCAGUACCAAAAAAAUUGAAUAUCUUUAUAAAUUAAAUAAUGUGUUGCUUUUCUUCAAAGGACCCUUACAUUAUUGAUCAUCUGAGGCUUUACCUGCCUUAAAUCUGCUCUGAUCAGAUGAUUCUAACAAUCUUCAACAUCAACAAAAUGAGAUCACGGGAGCAUAAACCAAGUUUUGUUCAUCAAUGUAUUCUUUUACCAUAAACUGUGAGUAUAGAGACAAACAGCUUCAAAGAGAGUAGAAUCAAUGACAACGGUAAUUAAAAAUUUCACUAUUCUUUGUCCAACAAUGUUCCUUUUCUUUUCUCUCUUUUUAAAAAGUUUUUCUUUCUUUUUAAAUAACAAGUUUCAGAAGUGAUUUUAAACAUGUUCAUUUCUUUAUUGCUCUUGUAGAAAGGGACACAUACAAAGUAGCUUGUUUGAACACUUCCACAUACAUACAUCAACACUGAUGGAGACAUAUUCCGCCACGUGCUGUCACUCACUCAGUCACACACAUUAAUACUUCAUUGACAGCAUCACCCAUUUUCUCCCCAUUGUAAUCUGGCUCUGUAAUUGUCUGCAAUCUGUGUAUCCAGGCAACAGUUGUGCUUCAAGUGUCAAUUUUGAACAGUGAACAAAGACUCCUCUGUGAUUGGUCCCUACACUCCUCUCUCUUUAUGAUCAAACCUAUCAGAUGUUUUGUUUACUGUCAUGCACAGCAGUACUGAGUAUGAGGUGAGAGGAAAUUACAAGGGCACCUUAGAGCACACUCUUCCACUUAGUUAUUUUAAUAGUCACAAGGCACAAUGGACAAAAAUAGGUUAAAACAGCCGGUCAUCAGUAUCCACAUGUACAAGGUGCACUUUUACCAGUGGUAAUGUUGGAGUUUCACUGUUUUGCUGUCUGUUUUAUUCAAGGUAAUGGAGUGAAAAGUAAAAGGUCAAAAUAAAAUGAAACCUGCAUAUCCCA